GCCGAGAUGUCCAUCAAUAUAACCAGGACGUGGCCAUCGUCCCCCACCCACGAUUCAAGCUGAUCUCCAAUGCUUUUCUCUGCUCUGCUGCCCGUCGUCUUCUCUUGCCUACCAAUCCAGGCCGGAGUCAAGACGCCGCCAGCCCGCAUGACCAGACCCCACCGCGUCUAGAUUUCCGCCGCGGCAGCCUACCCCCUCAAAAAAAAUUCCCCAGACAGAGCGAGCACCAGCAAGGCACAGGAUUGAGUUGACCCUGCCGCGUUGUGAUCCGUCGUCAUGGGGUUCUCUUGAGUGAGCAAUUGACAUCAGCUCUUGCCCCUGCACAAGGCUGUCUGGUCUCGCUCAUCAUGACCCGCGCUCCCUCUGCGAUUCUCGUCGUGCGACACGGCGCCCGGCUCGAUGCCGCUGAUGCAAACUGGCAUCUGACAUCGCCUGCGCCGUACGAUACGCCCUUGACGUAUGGAGGGUGGAACCAGGCGAAGGCUUUGGGCGCGCGCAUCGCGAACAUCCUCAGCACCCGAGCCGCCCAACAAAAGGCCAAGUUCGAAAGCGCCCGAGGCACCAGAGGCGGUGUUACGGACGGAAAGCCGUCGCCUCCUGUUAAGAAACAGAAGGUGGUCAUCCACACCUCUCCGUUCCUAAGAUGUCUGCAGACGUCUGUUGCCAUUGCCGCUGGCAUGGCGCAGUCCUUGGAGCUGCCAGAGCAGAAGGGAAAGACCAAAGAUGAAGCUGAUCACAACGAGAACGGAAAGGAAGAUUAUUCGGUCAAAGCAGUCGGAUUGACGACACCAGACAACGUCAACAUCAAAACCAUCUUACGCGUCGAUGCGUUUCUGGGCGAAUGGCUGUCGCCGGACUACUUCGAGCGCAUGACGCCGCCACCUAGCUCGACCAUGAUGGUGGCUGCCGCAAAAGCAGCCUUGCUCCGGAAAGAGCAGAUUGAAGUUUUCCAGACAAGCACGUCAAGACCGGGCUACUUCCCCGGUGGCUGGUCAAAGGCGAACAUAUCGAAAGAGGCGCCAGCCACGGCUGUGGUGGACGAGGACAUAUCGCUUGACAAGCUGUCGCUCAUGGGCACCCUGCACAAGCAACGGUCCAACAGUGCAAAUAGCUUCGGAGAGAAGCCUGCCACUGCGAAGCCUGUCUUCUCCCAGCUCAAGCCGACCAAGGCUGCAUAUGACCCACCGAUUCCAGCAUAUGCUGUGGCUCCGUCCGACCCGAUUCCGCGAGGAUACUGUGGCCAUGCACGCGAUGCAUGCGUCGACCUGGAUCUGCUAUGGGACAGCAUGCGUUUCCCUCAGGACUGGGGCGAUGGCGGGGAGUUGGGCGAAGAAUGGAGCGCGAUGCACAAGAGAUUCAGAAGAGGUCUGUCGAAAAUGAUCGAGUGGUACACGAAGCACACGCCAGAGUUCCAUCCGGACCGUGAGGACCCAUUGGCUCUGGAACACGACACCAACGAAGGGCAGGACGACGACUAUGAGCUCACUGUCAUCUUGGUGACGCAUGCUGCUGGAUGCAAUGCUCUUGUUGGUGCGCUGACGAAUCAGCCGGUCCUGCACGACUUUGGUCUAACAUCGCUGUCCAUGGCUGUACGAAAGGAGCCCGAUCCUGCCUCGCAAGACAAGGCCCAAUCCCUAAACAAUCGUAACGGAUCACCUUCAGGUCGCAGAAGAUCUUCCAUCUACAUGGAUACAGCAGAUGACUACGAUAUGGAGAUCAUCAGUUCCACAAACCAUCUACGCGCAGGAGCACGCGCUACCGAGCUUUCUGCAUUAGCGUCACCGCACUUGGUUCCUCAAAUUCCCUCAUUUGCUUCUCUAUCUCACCCUUCAAAAAGCCCGGAGCUCCAGCCGAAGCGAGCUGUGAGCGCUGCUCUUGGCAGCAUACGACGGCCCAGUAUCACGCCAUCCGCACCACUAACCCAAGCCCCACUAAGUCCUUCUACGGUGACUUCCUCUACAUCCACGGGCCUGUGGAGCCGUACAUCGACCGUCUCAUCCGGUACCGCUGACGAAAUGCCCGUACUGUCGAUUGGCAUGCCUGCUCACUCUCCGCAAACAUCGAAUAAUGCCGACAGGAUCUCGCGACCCUCGAGCCCGAUGAACCCUGAAAAGGCUGCUAAGGACGAGGACUAUGACGAGGUGCCGCCGCUGCCUAGCCGGAGCUUAAGUCAGCGGAACUGGCUGUGGACUGCGGGAGACCGAAAGCCACUUGGUCCAGUACCGAAGAGGCGAUGGACAGUGACGGAGCAUGAUCAGACUGAGUGACGGUCACGAGUGUCUUAAUUGUUCGUGAGCGUUCUUGCAACGGUUUCCUUGUCUUUGGUUUUUUCUCUUUUACUUGGUCGUCGUGAGAUCAUAAAAUGAGAAGGACGUAGUAGCGCAGCGCAAAAUUCCCCCUGAAUUGCAUUUAGCGAAUUUUGACGGUUUGCUUUUUUUUUUUUUUCUUUUUCUUUU
Verruconis gallopava is the source of this 2456-nucleotide messenger RNA. RefSeq lists its product as uncharacterized. The record is from RefSeq and is a predicted model, not a curated record. Lineage: Eukaryota; Fungi; Ascomycota; Dothideomycetes; Venturiales; Sympoventuriaceae. The transcript has 2 exons. Bases 348 to 2267 code for a protein of 639 amino acids.